Coregonus clupeaformis (lake whitefish) is the source of this 1470-nucleotide messenger RNA. RefSeq names its product neural cell adhesion molecule 1-like. Lineage: Eukaryota; Metazoa; Chordata; Actinopteri; Salmoniformes; Salmonidae. The transcript has 8 exons. The coding region runs from base 1 to 1470 and encodes 489 amino acids. The record is from RefSeq and is a predicted model, not a curated record. Gene Ontology annotation, molecular function: transmembrane signaling receptor activity. Gene Ontology annotation, biological process: cell surface receptor signaling pathway.
AUGAUGAUGGGGGGAGGAGUCACUGACUGGAAAUACACAUGGUACAAGAAUGGUAAUUCGGACUCCUCCACUAAGAAGAAUAAACAUGAGAUCAGUGAUGCUAAGAUUUCUGACAGUGGUGACUACAUUUGUCUGGGUACACAUAUUGAUGAGCAGCACCAUUCUGAGUGGAGUGAUGUAGUCACACUGACAGUGACAGCUCUGCCCAAAGCUACACUGACAGCAGAGCCAAACCCUGUGUACCCUGAAGAGACAGUUACUCUGACGUGUUCAGUAGGGUCUGACAGUAGCUGGAGCUAUCAGUGGUACAAAGACAGGAAUGAUAAUGUAGUAUCCCAGUCUGGCAGACACACUAUAACAGGAGACACCCUCACCAUCAGAAGAGUUGCUAAGUCUGACCAGGGUCAGUUCUGGUGUCAGGGAGAGAUCCAGUCCAGAUCCAUAAAAUCAAUCAUCGGUGAUCCUGUCAGAGUCACCCUGAAUACUCUGCCCACGUCCUCAGUGAAGAUAGUCACUCCUCAGGGUCUCGUCUACACUGGAGAGACAGUCACUCUGCAGUGUGACAUAUCAGACUACACAGGCUGGACGUACAGCUGGUUCAGAGACAACCAAGAGCUUCCCAUUCAGACCAGAAAAAACUACAUCUCUCUCCCUGACCAGGCUGGUCAGUACAAUUGUUUUGGGACAAGGAGAGGUCGGCCCCAGAAGUCAUAUCUCAGCUCAGCUCUCCCCAUCAUCAUCACUGCUCUUCCCAAAGCUACACUGACUGUAAACCCCAACCCUGUGUUCCCUGGAGAGACAGUUACUCUGACGUGUUCAACACGGUCUUAUAGUAGAUGGAGAUAUAUGUGGUACAAAGACAGGAAUUAUAAUGUAUUUUCCCAGUCUGUCAGACACACUAUAACAGGAGACACCCUCACCAUCAGUAGUGUUGCUGAGUCUGACCAGGGUCUCUACUGGUGUCAGGGAGAGAUCCGGUCCAGAUCCAUAUCAUCAAUCAUCAGUGAUCCUGUCACUAUCACCCUGAAUGCUCUGCCCAAAGCUACACUGACUGUAAAGCCAAACCCUGCAUACACUGGAGAGAAAGUGACUCUGACGUGUUCAACAGAGUCUCACAGUGACUGGAGCUAUCAGUGGUUCAAAGACAGGAAUGAUAAUGUAGUAUCCCAGUCUGUCAGACACACUAUAACAGGAGACACCCUCAUCAUCAGUAGAGCUGGUGUGUCUGACCAGGGUCAGUACUGGUGUGAAGGGAACAGAGUGUCUAGACCCACAUCUUCACUAACAAGUGAUCCUGUCACUCUCACUGUUAAAGAUAGUCGUCCGACGGCUACACUGAGUUUAGACCAAGCGAACGUAUUCACAGGAGACAGUGUGACACUGACCUGUACAGUAGAGUCUUAUGGAUGGGAGUUUUACUGGUACAGACACAGACCAGACUCUACACCAAGAGACCUGUUGCUGUUCUGA